AUGUACGUUUAUAAGAGAGAUGGUCGUAAAGAACCUGUCCAAUUCGAUAAGAUCACCGCCCGUAUAUCACGUUUAUGUUAUGGCUUAGAUCCAAAACACAUUGAUGCCGUCAAGGUCACUCAACGUAUUAUUUCUGGUGUUUACGAAGGUGUUACAACGAUCGAGCUAGACAAUUUAGCCGCUGAAACAUGUGCUUACUUGACCACUGUUCAUCCAGAUUAUGCCACUUUGGCUGCUAGAAUCGCCAUUUCUAAUUUACAUAAACAAACUACAAAACAAUUUUCUAAGGUUGUCGAAGAUCUUUAUAGGUACGUCAACGCUGCUACUGGUAAGCCCGCUCCCAUGAUCUCUGAUGAUGUUUACAAUAUUGUCAUGGAAAACAAGGAUAAAUUAAACUCUGCAAUUGUCUAUGACAGAGAUUUUCAGUACAGUUAUUUUGGCUUUAAAACUUUGGAACGUUCGUAUUUAUUAAAGAUCAACGGUCAAGUGGCCGAACGUCCUCAACAUUUAAUUAUGAGGGUUGCCCUGGGAAUUCACGGUAGAGACAUCGAGGCUGCUUUGGAAACUUAUAACUUAAUGUCUUUAAAAUACUUCACUCACGCCUCUCCAACUUUGUUCAAUGCUGGUACUCCAAAGCCCCAAAUGUCCUCUUGCUUCUUAGUUGCCAUGAAGGAGGAUUCUAUUGAAGGUAUUUACGACACUUUGAAGGAAUGUGCUUUGAUUUCUAAGACUGCUGGUGGUAUUGGUUUACAUAUUCAUAACAUUCGUUCGACCGGUUCUUACAUUGCUGGUACAAACGGUACUUCUAAUGGAUUAAUUCCUAUGAUCCGUGUCUUCAACAACACUGCCCGUUAUGUUGACCAAGGUGGUAAUAAGAGACCUGGUGCUUUCGCCCUCUACUUGGAACCAUGGCAUGCUGAUAUCUUUGAUUUUAUCGAUAUUAGAAAGAAUCACGGUAAGGAAGAAAUUCGUGCAAGAGAUUUGUUCCCUGCUCUGUGGAUUCCUGAUCUUUUCAUGAAGCGUGUGGAAGAAAAUGGAACAUGGACGUUGUUCUCGCCAACAUCUGCCCCAGGACUAAGUGACUGUUAUGGUGACGAAUUUGAAGCCCUAUAUACUCGCUACGAAAAAGAAGGCCGUGGUAAAACUAUCAAGGCCCAAAAAUUGUGGUACUCUAUUUUGGAGGCACAAACCGAAACUGGUACGCCUUUUGUGGUUUACAAAGAUGCUUGCAACAGAAAGUCCAACCAAAAGAACUUAGGCGUUAUUAAGUCAUCCAAUUUAUGCUGUGAAAUUGUUGAAUACUCGGCUCCAGAUGAAACUGCUGUUUGUAACUUGGCCUCUGUUGCUUUGCCAGCAUUCAUUGAAACAUCUGAAGACGGAAAAAACUCUACAUACAACUUCAAAAAAUUACAUGAAAUUGCUAAAGUAGUUACUCGUAAUUUGAACAAAGUUAUUGACCGUAAUUACUACCCCGUUGAAGAGGCAAGAAAAUCUAAUAUGAGACACAGACCAAUUGCUUUGGGUGUGCAAGGUUUGGCUGACACUUUCAUGCUGUUACGUUUACCCUUUGAUUCCGAAGAGGCUCGUUUGCUAAAUAUCCAAAUCUUUGAAACUAUAUACCACGCCUCUAUGGAAUCCUCUUGCGAACUAGCUCAAAGAGACGGUCCAUACGAAACGUUUCAAGGCUCACCAGCCUCUCAAGGAAUACUUCAAUUUGAUAUGUGGGAUCAAAAACCUUAUGGAAUGUGGGAUUGGGAUGCCUUGAGAGAAGAUAUCACGAAGCAUGGGAUUAGAAAUUCUUUGACUGUGGCACCAAUGCCUACUGCAUCCACCUCCCAAAUUUUGGGUUAUAAUGAAUGUUUCGAACCAGUUACUUCCAAUAUGUACUCUCGCCGUGUCUUAUCCGGUGAAUUCCAAGUUGUCAAUCCUUACUUAUUACGUGAUUUGGUUGAUUUGGGUAUUUGGGAUGAUGGUAUGAAGCAGUAUCUGAUUACACAAAAUGGUUCAAUUCAAGGUUUACCAAACGUUCCACAAGAACUAAAGGAUUUAUACAAAACUGUUUGGGAAAUCUCACAAAAAACCAUCAUUAACAUGGCAGCCGACCGUUCUAUCUACAUCGAUCAAUCUCAUUCCCUGAAUUUAUUCUUACGUGCCCCAACGAUGGGUAAGCUAACAAGUAUGCAUUUUUACGGGUGGAAGAAGGGAUUGAAGACUGGUAUGUACUACUUGAGAACUCAAGCAGCUUCCGCUGCAAUCCAAUUUACCAUUGAUCAGAAGGUUGCUGAUCAAGCUACCGAAAAUAUAGCAGAUAUUUCUAACUUGAAGCGUGCCACGUAUAUGGCUUCCAGCGCAAGCUACGCUGCCAGUGAUUUCGUGCCUGCAGCUGUCGCUGAAAAUGUAACUAUUCCAUCCUUAGAUAGCUCUUCAGAAGUUUCAAGAGAGGCGUCUCCACCUGCAGUCGGUAGCGACUCAUUGACUAAGGGAAUAUCUGAAUUAAAGGUCCAAGAAUCUAAAGUAGAAGUUCCAGAAGUACCUACCCCAAAGGAAGAAAAACCAACGCCUGUUGCAAAUGACGAGGAGACUGAAUUUGACAUUUACAACUCUAAAGUUAUAGCGUGUGCUAUUGAUAACCCAGAAGCUUGCGAAAUGUGUUCAGGUUAA
This is a messenger RNA of Saccharomyces kudriavzevii IFO 1802, 2661 nucleotides long. RefSeq names its product ribonucleotide-diphosphate reductase subunit RNR1 (gene RNR1). Gene Ontology annotation, molecular function: ATP binding; ribonucleoside-diphosphate reductase activity, thioredoxin disulfide as acceptor. Bases 1 to 2661 code for a protein of 886 amino acids. Gene Ontology annotation, cellular component: ribonucleoside-diphosphate reductase complex. The transcript has a single exon. Gene Ontology annotation, biological process: DNA replication; deoxyribonucleotide biosynthetic process. The record is from RefSeq and is a predicted model, not a curated record. NCBI's taxonomy places the organism in Eukaryota, Fungi, Ascomycota, Saccharomycetes, Saccharomycetales, Saccharomycetaceae.